GGCCCCGCGGAAGGAGCGCGGAGAGCGGCGGGGCCGGGCCGGGCGGGCACAGCGGGCACCGCGGGGAUGAAGGACCGGCUGGCGGACCUGGCGGAGUAUAAAGGAAAUGAAGAUGGGGAGACAGUUAUCAUUGAAAAAGACCAUUUUAUGGAUGACUUUUUCCAACAGGUUGAAGAAAUUAGAAAUAAYAUAGCAAAAAUAGCACAAAAUGUGGAAGAAGUGAAGAAGCAGCACAGCAUUAUCCUAUCAGCACCAAAUCCUGAAGGAAGAACAAAGGAAGAACUUGAAGAACUAAAUGAGGAAAUAAAGAAGAUUGCUAAUAAAAUCCGGGCCAGGCUAAAGGCUAUUGAACAAAGUUUUGAKCAGGGUGACAAUGCCAAUCGGACAUCAGUGGACCUCAGGAUAAGAAAAACACAGCACUCAGUGCUGGCCCACAAGUUUGUGGAGGUGAUGACCGAGUACAACGAGACCCAGACCCUGUUCCGAGAGCGCAGCAAAGGUCGGAUCCAGAGACAGCUGGAGAUAACUGGAAAGACCACCACUGAUGAGGAACUGGAAGAAAUGUUAGAGAGUGGUAAUCCUUCCAUUUUCACUUCUGAUAUUAUAUCAGACUCUCAGAUAACCAGGCAAGCCCUGAACGAGAUCGAGUCCCGUCACAAGGAUAUUAUGAAACUGGAAACCAGCAUUCGGGAGCUCCAUGAGAUGUUCAUGGACAUGGCAAUGUUUGUUGAGACUCAGGGUGAAAUGAUCAACAACAUAGAAAAGAACGUGAUGAACGCGACAGAUUAUGUGGAACAUGCGAAAGAAGAGACAAAAAAGGCCGUUAAAUACCAAAGUAAAGCACGGAGGAAAAUGUGGAUAAUUAUCAUUGUGUCAGUGGUGUUGAUUGCCAUAGUAGCUCUAAUUAUUGAAAUUGAUGUUCAUAAUAAUAUGUGUAACUGUAUUGCUUCUGAUACUUGGAAUUAUCCUAGCAACAACUCUGUCCUAGCAAGCACAUUCCAAGAGUUGCGACCCUUCAGAAACUCCAAAACUCCGUCAGUAAAACCAGACCUUGUCCUUAAGAGAUGCCUGACACUGUCCCAGGAUGAUGGCCUGGCACUAAUGGUUAYAAAUGAAAGCAAAAUCACUCUUCAUGUUUACUCCUAACUGAAGAUCAGAAUGUAUUAGGAUGUGUGUGGAUUUUUCACCAUAAACUAGACACUUGUAAGACUGAAASUUGCUCCUGUUCUGAGCGAGAGUAACUUAGGGUUUUUCACAUCUCAGUGUUACAAUUUAAAUAGGGAGUUGAGAGACUUGAGUUUUGACUGUUUGGCUUUGAUUUCCUAUUGCUAAUCUUACUCUAAUCAUGACUUUCAGUACCUUGCCAGUGCUGCCUUUGUUAGCACUCUUGUGAAUAUUUUUAUGAAAUGUAGCCUUGUGUUUAUGAAUUAUUUAGUCACUUUAACCUAUUUAAACUUUACUUUUUUUCUCCAACAAGUGCUAAAAUAUUUUAUCCUGWAAAGACUACUCAUUUAACUGCCUAGUGCAUUACACUUGAGAAGAAAAAAGAUAAAAAGCUUUUGUACACUUGCCAGUUUUUUUAUUUUUUCUUUUGAGGUUAAUUGCUUUAAAUAUUUCCAUCAUAAUUAAUGAAAAGUUAGUURCAACAUUUCUGGUAAAAGAAUGCAGCUCUGAAACACGCUGAAUUUGCACUUGAGCAGGUAAUUUCACAGGUAAUUCUUGUGCAAAGGAAACUGAUGGAUCAGUUUAUUGCUUACACGAGCAUGACAGAAAUGACUUCAUAAAGCCAAAUCAAGUUUUCUUGUUCUGAAGUUUGCUAAUGUUGCUGUGUGAAUUUAACACAUGGGGAUGAGCUCCCYGGAGAGUCUGAAACAUGAAACAAACUGAGACACUGACUUGUUAUGGAAUUGCUGUGUGUAUAACAUAGAUGAAGUGUUUUGGUGUAUUCAGGCCUGUUGGAAUGCCAGCUUGCACAACUUGAAAGAAUUCAAAUGUACCCAAAUAACUGCAUUUAAUGUUACAGGUUAUUUUUGUAUUUUUGUGUGUAAAAUAUUUGUAACUUGGGUUUGUGACUCCUCAUUGUUUAAGCAUAUCCAUGUAGAUAUGUAGAUAUAUUUACAGUCUGAGAGAAGGAGAGGAUAAUUUGUGCCUUUUUAAACAUAGUCUAAACUAUACUCAUCAAUGUGCAGAUACUCAGCUCUAAUGGUAACUCGGUCCUUCAAGUUUAGAAUCCUUCAAUGUAGGUUUUGUUGAAAGUGUCUGAGAUCAAAGUUACUCAGYAAAUGAGAAUUCAGCCUGACUUCAUGAAAUUCAGCAAAGUUUACAAUUUCUAUUGUAUGUAUGAAUAUUCCUGCUUUGCUGUCCAGGUAUACUGUGAAUGUGCUGGAGCUCUUCAGAUGUCAAACAUGUUUAAAAAAAAAACCAAUUAUCACUAUUAUUAUUAUUAUUAUUAUUACUAUUGGUCUUUUUGCAAGUCAGCCAUAAAGAAGUCGCUUGAAAAAUUCGGCUUCAAUAAUGAACAAAUUUCUUUUACCUCUGAGUCCAGAAUGCUCACUGAUUUUGUGAGGAAGUUUACAUGCAAAGUGAGGAAAGAUUGGUUGCCUUAAUUCUCUUUCUAGGUAAAUAUAUUUUUUAUUCUGCAGUUUUCUAGAUUUUUAUCAGUAAAUAUUAUUUAUACAGAUACACAAAUUAGAUGGGGGGGAAAUGUCACUCCUGUUUAACAGCUGGCUAUCUGCAAUGACCCCCAGAGUCCUGUCAUGGUGAAUUGUUUUCUCUAGAACGCAGUAAUUUGCCCAUCAAGACCAGAAAUUUGAACAGGCUGCUCUGUAGUUUUUAUUGUUGUUGAACAGCUGCCUCAAUGAGUUUGUUUUACAGCAAAACAGACCUUUGGCCAUGAACCUCUUGGUUGGGUUCCUGUGGAGGGGAGUACAUGUCUAACCUAUGCACUAAUAAAAUAAAAUAAACUCACCUAAGCCAGGAUCUCGUGUGUGUUUGUGUUCAUG
Malurus melanocephalus (red-backed fairy wren) is the source of this 3002-nucleotide messenger RNA. It is a transcript of the gene STX2, whose product is annotated as syntaxin 2. Lineage: Eukaryota; Metazoa; Chordata; Aves; Passeriformes; Maluridae. The transcript has 11 exons. The record is from RefSeq and is a predicted model, not a curated record. Bases 67 to 1146 code for a protein of 359 amino acids. Gene Ontology annotation, biological process: intracellular protein transport; synaptic vesicle fusion to presynaptic active zone membrane; exocytosis. Gene Ontology annotation, molecular function: SNAP receptor activity; SNARE binding. Gene Ontology annotation, cellular component: plasma membrane; synaptic vesicle; endomembrane system.